UCGAAACAAACCAAGGAUUAUUUUGAUUUGUGGUUGAAUCUACAGCUAUUUACACCAUUGGUUAUUGAUUGCUGGUUGGACAACAUGAUGCUAGUGUUUAACUCCACAAGCGGAACGACGUCAAAUAUGCCAGGAGUGGAUAUACGAGUACCAGGAUUUGGUGGCACAAGCACUAUCGAGUACCUCGAUAAAAGCCUGGCUUCACCCGGCUCCUACUUCGCCACACUUGUAGACAUUAUGACUUCAUGGGGCUAUACUCGUGGUAAAACUCUCCAAGGUGCGCCAUACGAUUGGCGCAAGGCACCAAGUCAGAGACGGUUUAGUUUUUAUUUUUCUCGUUUUACACAAAGUUUCACUAAAGUAUGA
This is a messenger RNA of Cylicostephanus goldi, 366 nucleotides long. Lineage: Eukaryota; Metazoa; Nematoda; Chromadorea; Rhabditida; Strongylidae. The record is from the annotation of a GenBank genome assembly.